CGUGAGAUUGCCGAGCUCAAGCGCCGAGUGGAGACCAGUGCUCCCUACAGCCAGCCCAUCUUGCGGACGGUAACCCCGUUCACUCCGAGGGUUAUGUCGGUUCCGCUGCCGGCAAACUUCCGGCCCUGGCAGAUCAAGGCCUAUAACGGAAUGACGGACCCCCAAGAUCAUUUGUCUAAGUUCUAUGCUUCUAUGGAAGCGGCGGCAGCCCCGGACGAGGUCAAGUGCCGAUGCUUCCUCGCGACGCUAGAGGGCUCCGCGUGCGAUUGGUUCAACCGGCUCCCGAAGGGAACUAUUGACGAUUGGGAUACGCUAGCGGAGAAGUUCUUGACGCAUUUCGCAGCCAACCGGAGGCAGAGGCUACCUUACUCCCACCUGCUCAACAUUUGCAUCCGCAAAGGAGAGAAGAUCCGCGACAUCAUAACCCGGUGGGAGAAGGAAGCAAGAGACGUGCACGGGGCGGAUGACCAAGCAUUGGUGGCCAUGUUCCAAGCAGCCCUUCCCCGCGGUGAGGUAAGGAAGGAGCUCCGCAAGAAUCCUCCCCCCACGUACCAAGAAACCUUGGCGCGCGCUAAGUUCUUGGCCUCGGAGGAAUUCGAUGAUGCCCCUGAAUCCGAGGCCGCGCCGACCAAGCGAGCUCCCGCAGAUUCAGAGGAGAUAGCGAAGAAGAGGAAGAAGAAGAAAGACCACACUGUGGGCCCGAGGACGCCCUCGGCGCGUGUGUACUCCGUGGGUGCGCCCGCGGGGAUGGGUCGAGAGCUGGCCCUCUCCCCGCUCCCGCACGUGGAGACCUAUGCGGUGUCCAGCGGCGCCAAGUACUGCGAGUAUCACCGCAACAACACUCACAACACUAAGGAAUGCUUCUCUCUUCAGAAGGAGAUGCAGCAACUCAUCGCCCGAGGGCCGGCUCCGCGAGCCGAUGGAGCCGCCCCUUCCCGAGGUCCACCGGAAGGGAGAACGUGGAGGAAGCCGACCGAGUCGGUCGCGGUGGCCACGCAAGCGAGGAACCCAGAGAAGAGGCACAUUGGGCGAGAGUGUGAUGAUCUAGACGAGGACGAAGCCCAAGGAUAUCCGGUGGGGUUCAUCCAUGGAGGAAAUAUCGGCGGGGACUCCGCCGCUCAAAGAAAGAGGUGGAAGCACAUGGCCUUCGUCGCCAAGGUCCAACAGGCGCCGACGCCCAAGCUCGGAAGACGAGAGAAAAUCCAAUUCACGGAGAAGGAUCUUCCGGACACGCCGAGCCCCCACCGGGACGCCUUAGUCGUGAAGAUGGAGAUCAACAACGCCAUAGUGCACCGCACCUUGGUGGACACGGGAAGCUCGGUCAACAUAAUGUAUGAGAAGACCUUUCAAGACCUCGGCUUGGACUGCAAAGAUUUAAGGCCCGUGCGCACUCCUCUCUCCGGGUUCACGGGGGACUCCAUCGAGGCCGAAGGAGUCGUCACCGUGCCCGUGAUAGUAGGGGAUGGUGCGCACAAGGCCAGGUUGAAGAUGGAGUUCAUGGUUGUGAGCAUCAGCUGCGCGCACAACAUGAUCCUAGGACGGCCCGGCCUUGAGGACUUGGAAUGUGUGAUCUCCCCAUACUACUUGUGCGUGAAGUUCCCCACUCCUUCGGGAAUCGGGGUGGCGAGGGGAGACCAAAGGUUAGCUCGGCCAUGCUAUGUCCGAAUCACAAAGAAGUUGCCAAGGGAUGAGACAUUGGUCGUGCACGCACUAGAAGAAAUGCGGAAGCUGGAAGCACGGCCGAAGGCCGAGCCCGCUGAGGAGGUCGAGGAAGUGCCGCUCGACCCUCGAGCACCCGAGCGGAAGGUGAAGGUCGGGGUGAGCCUAACCGGGAGCCAGCGGAAGCGCUUAGUGGACGUGCUCUCCGCCUACCGCGUGAUCUUUGUAUGGGGACCCGGGGAUAUGCCGGGCCGCUUCCUUUCCAAGGUGGCGGACCGAGCCGCUCCGUUCUUCCAAGCGGUGAAGAAGUCCCGAGGGUUCGUGUGGACGGAAGAAUGCCAACAAUCCUUUGAAUCUCUCAAGUCCUACCUCCUCUCUCCUCCGGUUCUCGCGAAACCCGAAGCGGGGGAGACCUUGUACUUAUACUUGGGAGUUUCACCCAAAGCUUUGAGCUCGGUCCUAGUCCGAGACGAGGGUGGAGCUCAGCACCCGGUGUAUUAUACGGCGAAGACGCUGAGGGGUGCCGAGCUCAGAUACUCAGUAGCCGAAAAGACAGUCCUCGCCGUGGUUUCAACCGUGCAGCGUCUAACACCCUACUUCCAAGCUCACCCGGUUCAAGUGCUCUCCCAACAGCCCAUUGGCGCGCUGCUCAGGAGCCCGAACGUGGCCUCGCGCAUGUCCAAGUGGGCGGUGUUCCUUGGAGCUUUCCAGAUCGAAUCCAAGCCAAGGCCAGUGAUCAAGGGCCAAGCGCUAGCUGAUUUCGUGGUGGAGUGCACCGCUCGGGAAGAGCCGAGCCCGGAAGAGCGGGAAGCCGAGGACUGGUGGAUAGUUUUUACCGACGGCUCCUCCGCUGCCAAAAACUCGGGGGGUGGAGUGGUAGUCAUCGCUCCUGAAGGCUUCAGAGCAUACUACUCAAUUCGAUUCGGUUUCAAGGCAUCAAACAAUGAAGCGGAAUAUGAAGCGCUCCUGUGCGGACUACGCCUAGCAGCCGGGAUGAACGUAACAAAGCUAAGGAUAAAGUGUGAUUCAAAGCUGGUGGUUGACCACGUCUCGGGAGAGUUUGAGGNUUCAUAUCUUAUUCAUCCCUGAAAAAGGGGAGAGUACAUGGCGCAAAAAUUCAUAUCUUAUUCAUCCCUGAAAAAGGGGAGAGUACAUGGCAAAGGCACCAAGGCCAAGGCGUU
This is a messenger RNA of Cuscuta campestris, 2840 nucleotides long. The record is from the annotation of a GenBank genome assembly. Lineage: Eukaryota; Viridiplantae; Streptophyta; Magnoliopsida; Solanales; Convolvulaceae.